Messenger RNA from Manacus vitellinus (golden-collared manakin), 728 nucleotides. It is a transcript of the gene GKN2, whose product is annotated as gastrokine 2. The record is from RefSeq and is a predicted model, not a curated record. Gene Ontology annotation, biological process: regulation of cell population proliferation. Lineage: Eukaryota; Metazoa; Chordata; Aves; Passeriformes; Pipridae. The transcript has 5 exons. The annotation marks the transcript as partial.
AUGCUUAUUCCUUUUACAGGUUGCAGUCCUCGUUUUGCUGGGAGUCUUCUGGGCUCAGACUUCUGCACUGAACACCUUUGUGCUGCGGGAGCCUGGCAGUAACUAUGUCACUGGGACCAUGACCAUCCACAACGAGGAGCACGUCGUCGACGUCCACGUCCGCUCCGGCAUCUACUCCUCCGAUACCAUUUUCGACUACUCCCGUGGGUAUAUUGCCACCAGGCUGUUCUCCCGAAAUGCCUGCUUUAUCAUGAAGAUCAAAAAGGAAUACAUCCCCGAGCUGCGCGAGAUCGGACGGCUGGCGUUUGAGAAACGGACCAUGAAGGAUGUUUACUCUCCAAAUAAUGUGUGGACCCUGUUUCAAACUGGCAGUUCUGUGCUGGGGCGUUUGAAGGACUGGAUUCUCUAUGGCAAACACAUCGAAAAGCUCUGCUCGGGGCUGCCCCUCUACCAGCUCACAGCCACUGAACCACAAGAGAACACUGAUGGCUGUGCCAGUGCAGGAAUUCCGAGUAUUUUGGGCAUUAACAUCUGUGAACAGCUCAUUGCAACUGGAUCUUGACAUUCCUGCUGCUAGGAAUUGCCUGGUUUCUUUGCAUGCUUUUCUGAUGGAGACCAUGUUCUCCAGCUGGAACAGAGCUCGGGUAUGAGGCUCAACUUGCCUAUUCAAGGCUUUGAUGUAUGACAAAGCUAUGAUAUACAAAUAAAGAUAAUGCUUUAAUAAUCGA